Molecule: messenger RNA, 1077 nt
Organism: Penicillium longicatenatum
Lineage: Eukaryota; Fungi; Ascomycota; Eurotiomycetes; Eurotiales; Aspergillaceae
Product: S-adenosyl-L-methionine-dependent methyltransferase
Exons: 5
Coding region: 1-1077 (358 amino acids)
Molecular function (GO): O-methyltransferase activity
Source: RefSeq, a predicted model, not a curated record
AUGGCCUCCACCGCUGAUGCCAUCGCCGCGGUGACUGCAGCUCUAGCCCAGCUGCCUCCGGCGGAAUCAAUUCCCGAAGAGGAGCGAUUCAAACUUUUGGGCGCGAUUGACAAAGUUCGCGUUGCCAUGGAGCCUCCAGUUUUGACUGUUCGCAAUUACUGCUUUGCGCACUACGGUCUUGUUGGUAUCCGUGUGGCCAUAGGCAUGGGCAUUUUCGACGCCUUAGCCGCCGGGGGUGGAUCGCCACAGACAAUUAGUCAAUUGUCAGACAAGACAAAAGGCGAUGAGAAGCUUUUAACGCGCUUUUUGCGGCUCCUUGUUACAAAAAACCUUGUUGUUGAGAACGCCGACCAAACAUACCAGCCAUUGCCUUUGGCCAUGGGAUUUGUUACUGGAUCGCCUCUCGUGGCAGCUAUCCAUCAUUUCUACUCGAACAUGAAAGUCUCUGCAAACUUGAACAAAUUCUUCCAAGCCACAGACUACGCUAACCCAGAAGAUGCCUGGGCCGCGCCAUUCCACUUUGCCUACAACACGAAAGACCAUCACUUUGACUGGCUCCAGAAAAAUCCCGAGGAUCUCCACGCUUUCAAUACCCUCAUGAGCCUGAACCGCCAAAUCGAAGGAGAGCGAUUCCCUGAUAUACCCGGCCGUCUCAUCGUCGAGGACCUCUCGUCCGUCAUUCAGAAUAUUAAAGCCCCACUUGGUGAGGGCAUCGAAGCGAUCGGCUACGAUAUGUUUACUGAGCAGCCCGUAAAGGGCGCCAAGGUGUAUUAUAUGCGAACUGUGCUCCACGACUGGCCGGAUAAACAGGCUCUUGAAGCGCUGGGACAUAUCUGGGAUGCUAUGGCUGAGGAUUCGAUUUUGUUGAUCAAUGAAAAUACCCUGCCUAAGAAGGAUGCUCCUGCCUUCUCAGUUGCGAUGGAUAUUCUGAUGAUGGAAAUGUACGCGUCGCUGGAGCGGACUGAGAAGCAAUGGACUGAGUUGUUGGAACGGGCUCAUUUUAAGGUGGUUAAGAUCUGGCGUGGAAAUGAGCAAGGUGGUGGUGCGAGUGCGUUAUACGAGGCUGUUCCUGUAUAG